AUGCAUGUGAGCUACAUGUUGGAUAUCAGAGGACAUCUCUCAAUCUAUGAACCAAAAAACUUGAAUGUUGAUUCUCCUGAUGUGUGGGAAUGGAUUCCCGAUCAGGGUACAAGUUAUUCAGUAAGUGGAGCAUAUCAUUUGUUGACUCACAUGUAUCCGCGUGAGAUGUGUGCUCACAAUGAUCUUAUUUGGAAUAAGCUUGUACCAUCAAAGAUGUCCACUUUUACUCGGCGGUUUAUUAAUGACAGGUUACCCACAAAGUUUAAUCUUUUUACGCGUGGAUGUUUACGUAAUGACUCCCUGCUUUGCUCAGCUGGUUGUGAUGCUAUUGAAGAUAUUCAUCAUCUAUUUCUGAAUUGUCUCGUGUUUGGUGCGAUUUGGAGUGCCAUCAUUUCCUGGUUGGGGAUCACUGGUGUUCUCCCUGAUAAUGCAAUGUCGUUGGCCUCCCAAUUUCGUGGGGCUCAUGGUUUUAGCAAAAAUAUUAAAACAUGUUUACAAGCAAUUUGGUUAGCCUCCAUCGGGUCUAUUUGGAAAGCUAGAAAUGACAGAAAUGAUAGAGUGUUCAAUGGAAACACAGUUACUAUUGACAGGUUAAUCUUUACUACCAAAGUUCAAGUUUAG
Trifolium pratense (red clover) is the source of this 621-nucleotide messenger RNA. RefSeq lists its product as uncharacterized. The transcript is spliced from 2 exons. NCBI's taxonomy places the organism in Eukaryota, Viridiplantae, Streptophyta, Magnoliopsida, Fabales, Fabaceae. The record is from RefSeq and is a predicted model, not a curated record. The coding region runs from base 1 to 621 and encodes 206 amino acids.